Molecule: messenger RNA, 165 nt
Organism: Phytophthora nicotianae INRA-310
Lineage: Eukaryota; Oomycota; Peronosporomycetes; Peronosporales; Peronosporaceae
Exons: 1
Coding region: 1-165 (54 amino acids)
Source: RefSeq, a predicted model, not a curated record
AUGGAUCUGCCCAUUGUCAGAGCACAUCUGCUGGAAGACCAAGUCACUGGUGAAUACACUCGAGCCAUUCACAGCGUCCGUAUGGGGCGCCAAAUGCCAUGUUACUGCACUUCCGCCGGCCACAAGAAUUGCUGCACUUCCAUCUGUGCCCUGCUCGUGGCUUGA